AUGGGUCUUCCAGUGUUUCGCGAGCCUGAAGACGACACUGCUCAGGUCGUUGCUGCGAAGCUAGAUCAGGCUCAGGCACAGCAAAGGUCUGCAAUCCGUCGCCAGCCAACCUUACGCCAUGCCCGUGCUGAGCGAGAACGAAUACGAGAAAGAAUCAACAACCAUCUCAAUGAUGAAGACCGACGCGCGGAGCGCCAGAUCGCGCAGAUGGAAGCCGACUUGCAACGAAUGCGGCAGGACCUACAGCGCAACCGCGACCGACAGUCAGAGUCGAGCUGGCGCGAUGCUGAGGAGCUCCUCCAGUCGUCGCGACCAUCGUACCGUGACGAGGAAGACACUUCAGACACGAAUAUGCAUCCUCCGCGGUUACGCAACACGCGACUACCGCGACCAGAUCGUCAAUCCAGUCUUCGCUUCGAGAUGAGCGCCCAGCAAUCAAGGUCCGUCUCGCCUCGCCGCCGCCGCCUGCUCAGUCCACCUUCGUCCUCAGGCAGUGGUCGCAACAUACCUGAACAUCACGUCGAAGACGGAAUACUCUGGCUUGAUCGAGACCCAGAGAAUCUCACCCCAGGUUUUGCACCAGCGCGACAGCCCGACCAUGUUGACCGUCGGGGCCUCGAGACUCCCCCACCCGAGACCUGGGAGUCAUCUCUGCCUCCUCUCUCUCGGUCCAGUCGACGACCCGAAAGACCUUCACAUCGUCCUGUGGAUGGGCUCGGUGACCGUCGCCGCAGCCCCACACCAGAUCCGUCCGCCGAAGAAGAGACCUGGGCUCAUCUUCUUAAUACCAUGGACGACAACAGGUCCUCGGCUACGACCUCUUUCGCAUCAACUCGCGGCUCCAACGGUCGAUCGCAAGAUUCUCAGACAACACUAGCGACUUCAUUCGGAGAAAUUGGCAACGACGACUCGUGUGACCUUGACUUGCCCACCGGUAUCACCGAAGAGAUUGCUCGCGACAUUCGAGAAGAGCAUCGGUCAAGAGAGCGCCGCCAGCGGCGCAACCACAACGAGCCUGAUAGGCCAAUCAUGACCGGAGCGCAAGGUCUACGCCAGCACGAGGCUCGGAUGCGACAACGUACAAGCACGCCACGGUCAACAGAAGGUCCACGCGCAAGCGCGCAAAUCCAGAUGAUCCAGCAGAUCAUGGAGCGAUUUGGCACGAGCGAACUCCCGGACGAUUGGUGGCGCAUCCUGGGAUGGGAGAAUGAUCAUGAGCCGAGUACGUUGACUCCAUCGUCGACGGGGGGGCGAUUGCAGGACGAGAUCAUGCAAGAGCUUCUCUUGGAGCAGAGAGCGCGCAGACAGGAGCAGAGAGAGCGGGCGUCGCAAGAGGCGGUUCCCACAGGCGAGACGCGUGCUGAGGCUGCUGUGCUGAUGUGCCAUAGGGUUGUAUUUUUGGCGUUGGGAGCGUCUCUUUUGCAUCUGGAGCGCUGA
This is a messenger RNA of Cyphellophora attinorum, 1437 nucleotides long. RefSeq lists its product as uncharacterized. Lineage: Eukaryota; Fungi; Ascomycota; Eurotiomycetes; Chaetothyriales; Cyphellophoraceae. The coding region runs from base 1 to 1437 and encodes 478 amino acids. The transcript has 2 exons. The record is from RefSeq and is a predicted model, not a curated record.